AUGAUGCUAAACAUGGAAUUUCGUGCGUGCGGUGCCCUGUUCGCCCCGGUCAAGCCUGCUCUGCAUGGGAGCGGGCAGUUUGACAGAAUGCUGUCAAGCGCCAGAGGUCAAGGCCGAACGGACGCAGGGGCAAGGGCACAAUCGGAGAUGCUGCUGUGGGUCCUUGAGAGCGUGGGAGCUUCAAGCCGGGGUGGCUGCCAGGACAGCGGGAACAAGCAUGUAGCACAGUCAGAUGAACGAUCUUUCGUAAACGACGACCCUUUAGAAGUUGUGCAGUUCUGUUCAAUAAUCGGCGAUGUGCCAUUAAUUUCAUACCUCGUUUCACAAGCUUAG
Messenger RNA from Ostreobium quekettii, 333 nucleotides. The record is from the annotation of a GenBank genome assembly. NCBI's taxonomy places the organism in Eukaryota, Viridiplantae, Chlorophyta, Ulvophyceae, Bryopsidales, Ostreobiaceae.